Molecule: messenger RNA, 2709 nt
Organism: Odobenus rosmarus divergens (Pacific walrus)
Lineage: Eukaryota; Metazoa; Chordata; Mammalia; Carnivora; Odobenidae
Gene: BEND3
Product: BEN domain containing 3
Exons: 3
Coding region: 1-2487 (828 amino acids)
Biological process (GO): rDNA heterochromatin formation
Cellular component (GO): heterochromatin
Molecular function (GO): DNA binding
Source: RefSeq, a predicted model, not a curated record
AUGAACUCAACUGAAUUCAGUGAAGAUGUAGAAGAAGUUCUAAAAAAUAACACUGUGAAAGUGGAGACAGAGGCCGAAGAUGCUGCCCUGGACUGCUCGGUGAGCUCCAGGUCUUCCGAGAAGCACCCUCUGGACAGCGUCUUCACUGCCCUCCAGGAUUCCAGCAAGCGAAAGCAGCCGGGCGGCGAUGGCCAGCCUGACUCUGUCCCCAGCGUGAAGAGGCGGCGGCUGAUUCCCGAGGCCCUCCUAGCAGGCAUGCGGAACCGGGAGAACAGCUCGCCCUGCCAGGGCAACGGGGAGCAGGCCAGCAGGGGCAAGAGCCUGGGCUCGGCGUGGCCCGGCGAGGAGGAGCCCUGCAACGACGUGAGCACGCCGUCCUACAAGAAGCCUCUGUAUGGCAUCUCGCACAAGAUCAUGGAGAAGAAGAACCCUCCCGCCGGCGACGUGCUUAGCACGUACGAGCUCUUCGACAAGGCCAACUCCAGCAACAGCCCAUCGCCGCUGCGGCUCCUGAACGAGCCACAGAAGCGGGACUGCGGCAGCGCCGCGGCGGCCACUGACGCUGACCCCAACAUCUACUUUCUGAUCCAGAAGAUGUUCUACAUGCUCAACACGCUCUCUUCCAACAUGUCGCAGCUGCACAGCAAGGUGGACCUGCUCUCCCUGGAGGUGAGCCGCAUCAAGAAGCAGGUGAGCCCCACCGAGAUGGUGGCCAAGUUCCAGCCGCCCCCCGAGUACCAGCUCACGGCGGCGGAGCUCAAGCAGAUCGUGGACCAGAGCCUGUCGGGCGGCGACCUGGCCUGCCGCCUGCUGGUGCAGCUCUUCCCCGAGCUCUUCAGCGACGUGGACUUCUCGCGCGGCUGCAGUGCGUGCGGCUUCGCGGCCAAGCGGAAGCUGGAGUCGCUGCACCUGCAGCUCAUCCGCAACUACGUGGAGGUCUACUACCCCUCGGUGAAGGACACGGCCGUGUGGCAGGCCGAGUGUCUGCCCCAGCUGAACGACUUCUUCAGCCGCUUCUGGGCCCAGCGGGAGAUGGAGGACAGCCAGCCCGGCGGCCAGGUGGCCGGCUUCUUCGAGGCCGAGCAGGUAGACGCCAGCCACUUCCUGGACAGCAAGGACCAGGAGGAGGCCCUGUCCCUGGACCGGAGCAGCACCAUCGCCUCAGACCACGUGGUGGACACGCAGGACCUCACCGAGUUCCUGGACGAAGCGUCGUCCCCCGGCGAGUUCGCUGUCUUCCUCCUGCACCGGCUCUUCCCCGAGCUCUUCGAUCACCGGAAGCUGGGCGAGCAGUACAGCUGCUACGGGGACGGCGGGAAGCAGGGGCUGGACCCUCAGCGGCUGCAGAUCAUCCGCAACUACACGGAGAUCUACUUCCCCGACAUGCAGGAGGAGGAGGCCUGGCUGCAGCAGUGCGCCCAGCGCCUCAACGACGAGCUCGAGGGCCUGGCGCUGGACGGCGGCAGUGAGGGCGAGCCCGCGCGCGACGACUGCUACGACUCCUCCAGCCUGCCCGACGACGUCUCCGUGGUCAAGGUGGAAGACAGCUUCGAGGGCGAGCGGCCGGGCCGGCGCUCCAAGAAGAUCUGGCUGGUGCCCAUCGACUUCGACAAGCUGGAGAUCCCGCAGCCUGACUUCGAGGUGCCGGGCGCCGACUGCCUGCUGAGCAAGGAGCAGCUGCGCAGCAUCUACGAGAGCAGCCUGUCCAUUGGCAACUUCGCCUCGCGCCUGCUGGUGCACCUCUUCCCCGAGCUCUUCACGCCCGAGAACCUGCGCAAGCAGUACAACUGCAGCGGCUCCCUGGGCAAGAAGCAGCUGGACCCGUCCCGCAUCAGGCUCAUCCGCCACUACGUGCAGCUGCUCUACCCGCGCGCCAAGAACGACCGCGUCUGGACGCUGGAGUUCGUGGGCAAGCUGGACGAGCGCUGCCGGCGCCGGGACACGGAGCAGCGGCGCUCCUACCAGCAGCAGCGCAAGGUCCACGUGCCGGGCCCCGAGUGCCGGGACCUGACGAGCUAUGCAGUCAACCCCGAGAGGUUCCGAGAGGAAUUCGAGGGGCCCCCGCUGCCCCCCGAAAGAAGCAGCAAGGACUUCUGCAAGAUACCCCUGGACGAGCUGGUGGUUCCCUCGCCCGACUUCCCGGUGCCUUCGCCGUACCUGCUGUCGGACAAGGAGGUGCGCGAGAUCGUGCAGCAGAGCCUCUCAGUGGGCAACUUCGCCGCCCGGCUCCUGGUCAGGCUCUUCCCGGAACUCUUCACCGCCGAGAACCUCCGGCUGCAGUACAACCACUCGGGCGCCUGCAACAAGAAGCAGCUGGACCCCACGCGGCUGAGGCUCAUCCGGCAUUACGUGGAGGCCGUGUACCCGGUGGAGAAGAUGGAGGAGGUAUGGCACUACGAGUGUAUCCCGAGCAUCGACGAGCGGUGCCGCCGCCCCAACAGGAAAAAAUGCGACAUCCUGAAGAAAGCCAAGAAGGUGGAGAAGUGAUGGGCGCGCCGGGGACUGAGCGUUCUGGCGGAGCGCGCCAGCGGGAUCCACGGACACGCACCUUAUGUCGGUGGGGAGUGGCUCACUGCAUUUGCACACGUCGACACCACCCAGCCACAGGAAAGAAGCCUUGCGUUUGGUCUCCCACUCACGACUUUCAGUCCCGUGUCCCAGGGGUGCAGCCAGAGUCCGGGAGAGCGGAGCCGUGAGAGCAGAGAGGCC